This is a messenger RNA of Protopterus annectens (West African lungfish), 4107 nucleotides long. RefSeq names its product protein phosphatase 1 regulatory subunit 3G (gene PPP1R3G). Bases 539 to 1447 code for a protein of 302 amino acids. The transcript has a single exon. The record is from RefSeq and is a predicted model, not a curated record. Gene Ontology annotation, molecular function: glycogen binding; protein phosphatase 1 binding. Gene Ontology annotation, cellular component: protein phosphatase type 1 complex. Gene Ontology annotation, biological process: regulation of glycogen biosynthetic process. Lineage: Eukaryota; Metazoa; Chordata; Ceratodontiformes; Protopteridae.
CUUAAAACUGAUGCUUGUGUUAAAAAUGUAAUUUAUAUUUAUGUUAUAUUCCUAAAAAAAUUGUAUAUUUUAGGAAGUAUAUAAACAAUUAGGUAGUUCUUCAGUCUAAAGCUUUUUUAUUAGAAAAUAGUAAUGUUUGCUCAUGUUGUCUCAAUUCCACUACUUGUUGACCAGCACUUGCACACCUGCUUAACACCAUCCUGACUUGUGCUUGACAGGACAACCACGGAGUAGAAUGGUCUGACUUCCAGCACAGUAGGCAUACCACUACGAAUACUACACAACUGUCUAAGAGAGUAUCGCUCACAUAUCGCAUUACAGGGCCGGUGAAGAAUACGUGCUUCCCAGCCUGUCUCAAAUGUCUUAGGUUCCUCAUUGUUUGUUUUCGUUGCGUCACUGUGACGCGCACUCCUGUCAACUACUGGGUUCGCAAUGGCAGUUUCUAACUACAGUUGAAUAUAACGACUUCAAAGGCAUACAAGGGCAGUUUUGCACAGGCAAACAAACCAUACUUUUGGUAUUUUAGCAGGCUCGACGAAUGCCCACUGGGCGAGAAAUGGAUGUUAAGGACAGUGAAAGAACUGUGUUCCUAGAGGCUGUGCAGGACAAGUCGCAUAAUCCACUCCUACAGAUGCAAUCGGACCAGCAAGGGCUACUUGUUGCUGAAGUUUUCUCUCAUGUGGGCGGAGGCGAGCUUCAGAAGGAUAGCGAACAUCAAGGAGCACCUUUCUGCAGUCCCGUGAAGGAGGAGGAGGAGGUGGAAGAUGAGGAGGAGGACGACGACCCUUCAGGGGCAAACCGCCGUAGAGCCCGAUCUCUACCCGCCGACCUUUUCCAAGACCUCAAACAUGCCAGCUGCUGCAGGAAAAGAGUGCAGUUUGCUGACAUGGUUGGACUCGACUUGGCUAGUGUGAAACACUUCAGCUAUAGUGAGGACCCCUGUGUCCCCUCUGACGUCUUCUCCAGGCUUCAGCGGAGCUGCUCGGUGGAGUUUGACAACUUGGACCAUCUGUGCGAAAAAUUUGCGUCCUGCUUAAAUGCACAGUGCUGGACACCUGAUUUUGCACAACCCGGGGAUGCGAAUUCUUUCUUAAAGCGGGUUCAAGAUAAUAAAGUAUGUUUGGAGCGGGUAACCAGCUCCACUUGUGGUGAGAUCAGAGGUGUAGUCAGGGUACUGGACUUCAGCUCUGAAAAGAUGGUGACAGUGCGGUAUACGUUCAACAACUGGGCUACAUUUCUGGAUUCCCCUGCUGUUUAUGUGGUCCCCAGACCACAAGAGGUUGUAGCCACCUCUGCCGAUGGUGGAAUGGAUCAGUUUGCAUUUUUCCUGGCUUUACCCCCAUUUUUGGAAAAAGGAUCUUCUGUCUGCUUUGCUGUCUGCUACAAGUCAGAUAGUGGAGAGUACUGGGACAACAACAUGGGCCAAAACUACAUCAUGAGAUACUAGAGAACUUGCGCUCUGAAUUCUUCCUUGGAACAGCGUUUAGUGUAGGAUUACUACGCUGACAGUAACACUUACACGGCUUUUGCCCCCCCCACACACACACACACACACACGGCAACUGGCUGCCGAGGUUCACAAAAGAGCCUCAGUUUUCUUGCAAUGGGCAGCGUGCUUCCACUAUGAAGAAAUACUGGGGGUAACAAUUUUCAUGUUUGCUGUUAAAACAACCCUUGACUCUAAAGAAUGGAUGCACUUAGGUGCAUUAAAAGUGCAUAUGAUAAUAAAUGAGUUUUUUUUUUCAAAAAUGUUUGCUUUCCUUGAACCACUUCACACACAUUCUCCAAAUGUGAGCCUGUACCUGACAGUAUUAGCAUACCAGGUGGAGAAAAACAUGUUAGCAAGUACCAGUUUGACCUUUUCUGAUGUGCAGUAAAGUUUGGGGGAUGAGUAGAAGUAAAUAUUGGGCACAGAAAUUGAGCCACGAAACUAGCAUAACUAGAGGGUCUGCCAGACUGCCCAAUUAUGAGGAGAAGCAGGAACCCUAUUAAACAUUCUUGAAGUAAAGAGUUCACGUGGUUAUGGUAGUUGUUGAGGGAAUUUGGGCUACAUGCACAUCUUCCAUUUUCAACUGACAAACAAAACUGUCUAAAAUAAGAACAGGUUAGCCCUUUCCCCAAACAAAAUGUUAUUCUAAAUCAACAAAUAGUGAGUAUUUUAAGGGAGAAAGAAACAUCAGUUCAGCAUUGCAUUGCUAAAAGAUGAUAAAACAGCCUAUCAACAUUUAUAUUUAAACUGACCCUGUUACAUAUUUUAUUAAAAUACUUGAUACACAGCAUUUAUCACUUUACUUGAAAGUAUUUUAUUAAAUUUUGUCUGCUUUGUCACUAUUCUGCCACAAGUAAGAUGUGUUUGAUCCCAUCACCCAAGGGAUCCCUGCUUGAAUUUUUGCUGCUUGGUAAUAGUUGUACCAGUUUUUUUUUUUUAUAAUUCAUACACACACUGUCUUACAACUGCACCUUUUCAGAGAAGUAUGCAUCGCAGUGCAAAGUUUUGAUGUCACCUUUCUUUUGUGUAUAAAAUAUUGUUUCCUUGUCUUGUGUUUUUGACUUCAUAUCCCACAUUUGAAAGGGAUUAGUUUUGCAUAUUCUGUAAAAAAAGCCAGUAUGAGAUACUUUAAUGUAUAUGUUGUUGAACACUAUAAAUUCCGUUUAAAGUGAACCUCAGCAGAAGGGCAGGUUCUUAGUAACUUAAACAUUUGAAAUGUUUUGCCUUUAGAAGGUACUUUCCCUUGAUUUCUACAACAGGUAGGGAAAAAUGUUUGACCAUGGGUGCAGCAGGUGAAGGAGGGGGCAGUAAUAAAUCUGAUAAAUAUUAAGCUGUGAAGGUGAAGAAAGGGUAUACAGCAGAAGGGUCCAAGUUGCAUCUCUGGGAGCCAUAUUCAAUCACUAUCACUGAAAAGCCAUAGUAUGAGAGAAAAAGGAAUUGCAAACACAUUUUCUUCCAACAGAAAAGCAGUAGAUGAAUGUAGUAGCCAUUGGAUAUCUAACUUGACUGCAGCCGUGGGAGCAUUAGUUAAUGGAAGAAUAUGACUGCUGUUUUAUUGGAAAUUCUGUGGACUUAUUUGAGAAAGGGACAUGUGGAAGAGGGCAUGGUUAUUCUUUUUCUAGUACCAGAUUAACAAUUCCACUGUCUUCUUCUGUAAAUAACAAUGUCAGCAGUUUCUACAAUAUGUACUUAUUAAAUACCAGUCACUUGUGAACAGGUGUAUGCUGUGUUUUAUGACCUACUCUGAUCAGCACACAUAAGCUUCUGCUGCUAUGUUUAAUUAUCCAGACCAUUGCCUUGUCUUAGGCUUUAACAUCUCCACCAACCACUUUUAUGACACACUUGCUCUAUUACCUUACAGGUGAAGCAGAAACUGAAAUGAGAAGUACAGUACAUAAAGUUGCUACUAUCCAGCAAGUUACUGGAGUGUAGUCACUCCAGACCUGUAAACUGUCCAUAUUGAAGGAACAUUCCUAUUUUCUGGCCUGGUUUACUCCCUGCACAUGGUGUACCUUUUUAUGGAGGCGUGUCUAUAUUCUAAGGCUUGUUUUGUUCCUUCACACAAUUUUCUGAGUUUCCUCAACACAUAUGAUUUUUCAAAUUGUGUAGUAUACAGAAAGACACACUACAUGACCAAUAUACUAGUGGCACCAAUAACUUAAGGAAAAAAAUGCACACAUCUUGUAUCUUUUUUCACGAGUAAAAGUAAAUGACAUUAUGUGGCAGAAAUUUGCAGUACUGUGUAUUAAAGUCUACAGAUUUCUUUUUUAUAAUGUGCUCAUAUUUUUCCAUCAUUUUGUCACUCUGUUUUUUGAAUAAUUUUUUUGAGUAAUAUCUCACAUUCCUAAUGAAAACAGGAAGUGUUAUGUAUUAUUUGUUAUUUAAACUGUAUGCUAAUUAGAUGUCCAGAUUUUUUGGGCUGAGCGUAUCUACUUUUCAAGGAUCUUCAUUUCUGUUUCCAAUGUCUGCCUUUUGAGAGGUAUGAGUCACAUAGAAUGAGAGAAGGACUAGUUUAUUAUUCUUGAAAUAUUGUAAAACUGGAAUGGGUUGCAGGAUGGAGGUGCAUCACACAUGCGUGUCAUCAUGGCCAUUGAAUAAAUAUGAUUAAUUGAUGUUCA